Molecule: messenger RNA, 5436 nt
Organism: Cryphonectria parasitica EP155
Lineage: Eukaryota; Fungi; Ascomycota; Sordariomycetes; Diaporthales; Cryphonectriaceae
Exons: 7
Coding region: 13-5436 (1807 amino acids)
Biological process (GO): intracellular protein transport; vesicle-mediated transport
Cellular component (GO): CORVET complex; fungal-type vacuole
Molecular function (GO): oxidoreductase activity; protein binding
Source: RefSeq, a predicted model, not a curated record
GGAGAGCCCACCAUGGCUCCUCCGGCUGGUUUCGACACAGAACAGAUCAAAGACAAAGCUCGAAAGGAUCUCCUCUACCUCCUGUCGAUAGUCCAGGGCAAGAAGAACCUCGUUAUUGAGCAGAGCCUCGCCGGCCCGAUCGGAACCGUGGUCAAGGUCUCGACCCUCCAGGACUACGGUGUCGAUAAGUUCUUCUUCCUGGAGAGCAAUAAUGUGGGAACUACUCAGCGCAAUGUUGUUUUCAUUGCUCGUGGGGAGUGCGCCCGGCAUGCCCAGGCCAUCGCAGACCAGAUAAGGCGCCUGCAACGCGAAAGCCAGACCGGCCAUGAAUUCCACAUCUUUUGGGUGCCACGCCGUGCGGUUGUGUCCGACAAGAUUCUGGAGGAGGCAGGUGUGCUCGGUGACGCGAACAUAUCGGAACUCCCACUCUACUUCUUUCCCCUAGAGCGCGAUGUCCUCUCCCUGGAACUCGACGAUGCCUUCCAGGACCUGUACCUGUCAAGAGACCCGACGCCUACUUUCUUACUCGCCCAGGCGCUCAUGGGCAUCCAACAGAAGCAUGGCCUGUUUCCUCGCAUCACCGGGAAGGGUGAUAACGCCAAGAGGUUGGCUGAGCUGCUCUCCCGCAUGCGCCAGGAGCUUCUCGCGGGUGAGAUCUCCAGCGAAUCUGGCAAGACGGGUCUCACUCCAAGCACAACGACAGAGAGCGUCAUUAUCAUUGACCGCGAGGUUGACAUGGUCACGCCCCUCCUCACACAGCUGACGUACGAGGGCCUGAUAGACGAGGUCUGGGGGAUCCAGAAUAACCAAACCGAAGUUGACUCGACCAUUGUAGGGGCCCCAGCGCAGCCGGCCCAGACCGCAUCGGCAGCACCAGCCUCCAGCAACCAGUCGCGAAAGCGCAAGGUCCUACUUGAUUCGUCAGACAAGAUGUUCGACCAGCUCCGGAACACAAAUUUUGCCAUCGUCGGAAACCUGCUCAACAAGGCGGCCCGUCGCCUGCAGACUGACCUGGACAGCCGGCAUGCAAAGUCGACGGCAGAACUCCGUGACUUUGUGCAGAAGCUGCCAGGCUACCAGGCCGAGCAACAAUCCUUGAACAUCCACACAAACCUGGUAGAAGAGAUCAGGGAGUACACCCGGACCGAGCAGUUCAGCAAGCUCCUUGAGGUCCAGCAGAAUCUUGCCGCCGGAGCUGAUCCCUCGUCUCAGCUCGACUCGAUCGAGGAGCUGAUAGCUCGAGACACGCCCCUGCCCGAGGUGCUGCGGCUCUUAUGCAUCUACUCCUGCAUAUCCGGCGGUAUCAAGACUAAAGAAUAUGACCAGUUCCGACGGCUCAUUCUACAGGGAUACGGUUACCAGCACCUUUUGACUCUACACAAUCUGGAAAAACUACAACUGUUCCUGCCUAGAUCAUCGCCAAUGGCAUCGAUGAUUUCCAUGGGUGGCUCAUCCGGCUCAGCUGGCAACAAGACCAACUAUGCCACCUUACGGAAGCAAUUGCGACUCAUUGUGGACGAGGUCAACGAGCACGACCCCAAUGAUGUGGCUUACGUCUACAGCGGAUAUGCGCCACUGUCGAUACGGCUCGUGCAAUGCAUACUGCAGAAGCAAUACCUUCUCUCCAUGAUCAAAGGGGGUAGUGCAGCAGGGGUUGCUGGGACGAAUACCGGGAGUCAAGGCUGGAGAGGGUUUGAUGAGGCAGUGAAGAACGCCCGUGGGCAAGCUUUUGAUGAGCUGCAGAAGGGAGAAGAUAAGGCGGUUAAGGCCCGCACCCUCCUUUCCGGGAAUGGCCAGAAGAAGACGGUAUUUGUUGUCUUUGUGGGCGGCGUGACUUUUACUGAGAUCGCAGCCUUGCGGUUCAUCGCUAGACAGGAAGAAGCGCGGAGGAAUAUCGUUAUUUGCACGACGUCGAUUAUAAGCGGCAAUAAGAUGAUGGCAACGGCGAUCGAGAAGGGCUCUGUCUCCAAAAGUAAUGGCAGAGGACACAGCUGUAGAGGGGCCAUCAUUAUCUAUACAUCCAAGACUCGCCGAACCAGAUCCUGGGUCCCAGUAAAAGAGGCUGAGGAUGUCCAGACACGAUUAGAAGCACCAAAGGUGGCAUCUGCUACUGCUGCUGCUGAGGCAGAAGAAGCACAAAUUUCAUGCUCGGCGUCCGAGCAAAGUGAACCGAUGGACCUGGAUCCGGAGGCAUCACCUCCGGGCAGUAUCGAGGCUCCGAGAUCAACUGAUGUAGUCUCAAGCGAUCGCAGUCCCGAAGCACUCGAAGCGCCGCUUCACGAGACCCUGGCAAAAGAUGCGCAGCCCCAAAAAGCAGACCUCACAUCCACAAAGCCCACCGAAUCCGAACUGGCUACCUUGGAGCCGGAGAUUGUUAAGUCUGAACCGGUAGAUGGGACUUUUCAAGCAGUUCCAGAGUCGACUUCAGGAUCCGCAGAGGUUAGAGUGAAUGGACACCAGAGUGGUUACAGCUCAGUUCCAUCAUCCAACACUGCGAACGUAAAUCGAGUCCCGGACGGGGCGACUGAUCAGCCUUCAGAGUCCGAGCUCAGCGAAAUUAGUACAGCAGGCGACCCAAAUUCUACGGAGGCGUCGCGUCUUGAUCCAACGCCAGCAAAGUCAGCUCUGAGCCAUCUGAUUGGGCAAUUUCGACAUUCAUUCGCAUCAUCGGCAUCGGCUCUCACUGAGCGAUCAGGUCUAUCAUCGAAACCAUCCUCAGUCUCUAGCAAAGCGACGACUCCACUUGAUACAGAUAGCCCGAGAGAAGCUACAGGUCAAUUUGGCCCGGCUCAAACCUUUCCAACGCAAUCAGCACCAAGAAUACAAUUCAAUGUGCAACCGAAGGUAUCCGUACCGGCAGACCUGACGCCACAAGAGUAUGCAAUGGAGUGUAUUGAGGCGGCCGAGAACUCCAGAUUGAAUCCGUACGCGCUGCACCAGGAUGAGUAUCAUAUGCUUCGGUCCCACAUCAGCCACGCGCAGGUCACAACAUAUCUGAACAUUCGAAACGGCAUCCUAAGGCUCUGGGUGAGGAAUCCACAAAUUGCGGUCACGCGGGAAGAGGCGAUUGGCUGCGCCAAAGACAUACGUUGGUUCGACGUUGCCAAUGUGUGCUUCGAUUGGCUGGUACGUCGAGGUUUCAUCAACUACGGUUGUGUUGAGCAAUUGGAGGGGUUGUUUCUGCAGUACUCUAAGCGCUUUCGCGACAUGGGCGAGGAGCCCCCUCGAGUGAUCGUCCUCGAGGGAAGAAAUCGAGUCGGUGGACGAGUCUAUUCACGCGCCUUUCAAUCGUUGCCAGAUACGGCGCCAGGGGUGAUGCGAGGAAAACGUUUUACAGCGGAGAUGGGCGGCAUGAUCAUCACCGGUUUCGAUAGGGGCAACCCACUGAACAUUCUUGUGCGAGGACAGCUGGGCCUGCCAUACCACUGCCUGCGAAGCGAUAUGUCCCUGUACGACGCCAACGGCACAGCCGUCGACCCUGGUCGAGACCAGUUGGUGGAGCAGCUAUUCAACGCAUGCCUGGACCGUGUGAGCGAGUACAAGUUCAAGCCGCCACCUUCGAAGCUCAUCGAAGGGAAUCGCGACCUCAUGGACGAGGGUCGAGAUAGUACUGCAGAAGGCCACAAGACAAUCGCCUUGGUAGAAGAGAUGACUGCUGCACAGCCUCAUGCCCCAUCAGUCUCCGAGCAGAAUGUCGCACCACAAGUCAACCUCGUGCCUGUGUCAACGGAUCGCAUGACCGGUAAGGUGCAUGUUGAGCCAGGAACGCCUGGCUCGACUAAGGCUGCCUUCAAAGUCAAAUCUCUAGGUUGGCCUCUGAAAGCAGGGGUUAGCGAGUCCAGGGACAUUGAACUGGAUGCCACAGCCAGCAAUGCCAAAGCCACAUUGGGCUCCGUUGUUGACGAGGCUUUGAUGCAACAUAAAAAUAUUCUUGAUCUGAAUGCCCAAGAUUUUAGACUUCUGAAUUGGCACAUAGCCAACUUGGAGUACAGCAAUGCAACCAAUCUCAACAGGCUCAGCAUCAAAGGAUGGGACAUUGAUGCUGGCAACGAAUGGGAGGGGAAGCACACCAUGGUUGUUGGUGGAUACCAGAGCGUCGCACGAGGAAUUGCCAUGCUCCCAGCACCACUCAACAUACAGCACAGAGCAGCUGUGAAGCGCAUCAAGUAUGCCCCUGAAGGUUCAACAGGUCCAGCAAGAAUCACCUUGGAAGAUGGGCACAUGAUUCAAGCUGACUAUAUCGUCAACACCAUUCCAUUGGGUGUAUUGAAGCAUGGAAACAUCGAGUUCCAGCCACCCCUGCCGUCAUGGAAGACAGAGGCUAUUCAGCGGCUUGGAUUCGGUGUUCUGAAUAAGGUCAUUCUUGUCUACAAGGAGGCCUUUUGGGACAAGGACAGGGACAUCUUUGGCAUGUUGCAGACUCCUACCAAUCGUCUUAGCUUGAACCAGAAGGACUAUGCCCCACGUCGCGGGCGCUUCUUCCAGUGGUUCAACGUCACCAAUACGACCGGCAUGCCCUGUUUACUAGCGCUGAUGGCAGGCGACGCUGGGUACGACACGGAGAUCACGCCGAACGAUGAGCUCAUCGCAGAAGCGACUGAGGUCCUCCGCAUGCGAUACGGCGCCCGCGUCACGCAGCCUCUUGAGGCUAUCGUGACAAGAUGGGAGUCAGAUCGCUUCGCACGAGGAAGCUACUCCAAUGCUGGAGUCAACAUGAAAGCCGAAGACUAUCAGCUCAUGGCAAGAACCAUCGGCAACCUUUACUUCGCUGGCGAGCACACCACCGUCACCCAUCCUGCCACCGUUCACGGUGCUUACCUCUCUGGCCUCCGUGCUGCCUCUGAAGUGCUCGAUGCGAUCCUCGGUCCCAUUGAAAUCCCCUCGCCUCUCAUCCUCCCCCGCGAAACAACAACCUCCCUCAAGCGCAAGGCCCAGAACAGAGACCCAGCCCGCGCACGUCUCGAAGCCUACGAGAUGGAGAUCACAGAACACAUCCAGUCGAAAAUCGGUUACUACCCGCUGAAACCAGCAAAGGUUGCAGGCAAUGCCUACCUCCUCUUUAACAAGGUCCAUUACGAGGACGGCCGCAAGAGAUGCGAGGAGGGCCGUAGAGCCGACAAGGGCAAGCCAAGUCCCAACGAGGUACGGACGAUGACGUCCAAGAUGUGGAAGGAAGCGGCGCCGGAGGUGAGAAAGCCGUUUGAGGACCAGGCGGACGAGCAGAAGAAGGCGUAUGCACAAGCAUUGAAGGACUGGACGGAGGCGACGGCGCGCUGGGAAAAGGAUGCCAUCGCGCUGAGGGAGAAAUAUGUUAGAGAACACCCUAGUGUCCCUGGACCGGAAGAGGUAGCGGGCAGUGUGAGCAUGAACGGGAAUAGGAGGGUGAAGCGGGUCGAGAGUUACCGGGAGGACGAUAGUGACGUCGAUCUGGAAUGA